Molecule: messenger RNA, 1185 nt
Organism: Penicillium riverlandense
Lineage: Eukaryota; Fungi; Ascomycota; Eurotiomycetes; Eurotiales; Aspergillaceae
Product: purine-nucleoside phosphorylase
Exons: 2
Coding region: 1-1185 (394 amino acids)
Biological process (GO): transmembrane transport
Cellular component (GO): endoplasmic reticulum
Source: RefSeq, a predicted model, not a curated record
AUGUAUUAUCUCCCUCUAUUGCUGCUGCUGGGCACUCCCUUGCCGGUGACGGCGCAUGGGAUUUCCCCGGUCGCGCCCAAGAUCUCCCCGAAAGUGUUUAUCGUCUCCAUGUUUGAACCAGAAGCCGAGGUGUGGUGGGACAUCCCCGAAUUUGAUGUGCUUGCCCACAACAUCUCCCUGCCGGGCCUCUCGCCUCUCUUCCCCGAUGUGCACUGCACCCGGGAUUACACCAUCUGCCAGCUGAUCACGGGCGAAUCCGAAAUCAAUGCAGCCACCACGAUCACGUCGGUCGCGCUCUCGACCCUCUUCGACCUCACGCAGACGUAUUUUUUCAUCGCCGGCAUUGCCGGUGUCAACCCGGAGCGCGCCACCACGGGCUCGGUGAUGUUUGCGCGAUAUGCCGUGCAGGUGGCCUUGCAGUAUGAGAUCGAUAUCCGAGAAUUGCCCUCAGACUACCCCACGGGUUAUAUCCCCCAGGGCGCGGAUUUCCCCGGUCAAUAUCCUCUCAGCAUCUAUGGCACCGAGGUCUUCGAGGUCAAUGCCGAUCUGCGCACCAUGGUCGCUCAUCUCGCUCGCCAGGCCACUCUCUCCGACUCGGCCGCCGCCAAAGAGUAUCGCGCGCAUUACGCCACCAAAGACCACCAGUACAAAGCAGCGACGCUAGCACCAGGGGUGGUGGAGUGUGAUGUGGCCACCUCCGAUGUGUACUACAGUGGAAACAUCCUGGGAUCCGCCUUUGCGAACACUACCAAGCUGCUGACCAACGGAACGGGCGAUUACUGUGCCACUGCCCAAGAGGACAAUGCCACCCUCGAGGCACUUCUCCGGUCGUCCGCUCGCAAUCUGACCGACUUCUCUCGCAUCAUCGUCAUGCGCACCGCGUCGGACUUUGACCGCCCGUAUCCGGGGUCGUCGGCGGCCUACAACCUGCUUCAUGCCAACCAGGGCGGGUUCGAGCCGGCGAUUCAGAACAUCUACCAUGCCGGAAUCAAGGUGGUUAAGGGCAUCCUCAAUGGCUGGGAUGAGACCUUUGGCCCGGGCGUCACGCCUCAUAAUUAUAUUGGCGAUAUUUUUGGUACUCUGGGCGGCCAACCAGACUUUGGACCGGGGCGCACCCAAGACCUGCUCGAGGGUGGCGCGCUGAAGAAGAGGAGUAUGCGCGGACGUCCGGGACGGCGUGGCUGA